CGGGAUUGCAGAGCGCGUACAUGUCGGUAGUGACUCGCUGCAUCGUAUUCAUGCUAAAAUCUCACUCACCAUUGCUAGAUAUUGUUUGCGCGAGGCGAAUUUAUUACGUGGUAUCCGUCGAAAUAAUCGUAAAUAAUUUCUAAAAACUGUUUCGUUUUCGAAAAGUGUGUCUCCAGUGGAACCAGUGCAAGUUUAAAAGUGGAACGUCAUAAUGGAAAGAAAGUUGAUUCUUUACCAAGUAUUGUGAUUUGUUGAGUGUGUGUGUCUUCUUGAUUUAGGUGUGUGUUCAACCUCUCUUCCGGUGUUCAGUGUUCAAAGUGCAGUGUUUCUACAAUAUCACUCUGUCUCAUUCCCGCUUUCAUAAUAAUUAACUUGUAUUUUAAAAUAAAUCGACAAUUUUCCUUGUGCAGCGAGCGCAUCUUGGCUGUGAUAUUUUCAGCCUGGCUUUGGAUGUUGGAGCUAUUUUUGAUGUUCAUGCCUAUUCCUCACACUAGUUGAGCGUGGUUCAAGCUUUAAAAAUUAAGAUAAGUAGUAUCUGGGCGUUAACAGCCUAUAUGAAGGGAAAGUGAAUCUAGUUAAUUCUUGAUAAAUGUGAAAACAAACAUCGUUCAGUGUGUAGUUUUGACAAAGUGAAGUGAUACAGUUGAAGAUCUUACGAUCUUGGAUAUUUCGUUCUGUGGAUUUGUGGAAUUACUUCAGAUUGAUUGGAUUAUGGUGAACAUUAUACGCAAUUGACUCCAAACCCUCACAGACAGAAAAUGGUUCUUUCGGAAUGGGCGUCGCUCUAGCCGAAGCGACUGCACAAUGCUGCUGCACUUGCACUGUCCAGGCUGCCCAGCACUUCCUCGGAAUUACUGAGAGGUGAUAACGUGCAAUGGAUGUGAGUUUCAACAAUGUGUUGGAGAGCACCAGACAGUACUUCCAGGGCCUGCCGGCCAACAGUCCGCCUCCGGCCCAGCCGCCGCCUCCGCCUCAGCCGCCUCCGCCUCAGGCACAAGCACCGCCCCCGACGGAGCAGCCGGUCACGUCGCCGCCCCUCUCCUAUUGGCCGCCCAAGGCAACCACCGCCGGAAACAGCGAAACGGCUGCAGCACAGAUGCAGCAGCAGCAUCACCACCAAAUACAACCUCAGCCGCAGCAGUCGCACUACCCGGCGACCGGUGGCUCCAAGGCGGCCACACACCGGACACCGCCCCUCUACAAUGGCGCCGCCUCCACUGCCCCCACCCCCACCAACCAGCGGCACAAUCUGCCUCCGAUUGCAGCUCUGACGUCAGCGUCCUACGCCACCAGUCGCGCCACGGCGCUAGCUCGCCUGCCUUCCAUCAGCCAAAUCACUCCGCACAAGUCUCAGCCAAAGUCGCAGCUGCAUCAUAACUUCCGCACCAGUACCGACUACCUCUACAGUGCCAAUCCUCAGUAUUCAACCACGCAGGUGUCAAAGUAUCCUAGCACAGGUGGUUCUGCGAAUUGUUCGAAUUCUGCAAUGCCUGGUUCGGCCAGUUACUCGAAUUCUGCCACGCCUGGUUCUGCCAAUUGCUCGAAUUCAACAAUGCCUGGUUCUGCCAGUUACUCGAAUUCUGCUACGCCAAGUCCUGCCAGUUUCUCCGCUAAUCCUAGUACGGCUAGUUACUCGAAUACUACACCUAGUAAUCCGAAUUACUCGAUUUCAUCAACGCCUGGUGCUGCAAAUUACUCGAAUUCUGCUACUCCCAGCACUGGUAGCUACUCGAAUUCUACACAAAGCAACCCGAAUUACUCGAUUUCAACGCCUGGUGCUGCAAAUUACUCGAAUUCUGCUACUCCCAGCACUGGUAGCUACUCGAAUUCUACACAAAGCAACCCGAAUUACUCGAUUUCAACGCCUGGUGCUGCAAAUUACUCGAAUUCUGCUACUCCAAUCACUGGUAGCUACUCGAAGUCUACACCUAGCAAUCCGAAUUACUCGAUUUCAUCAACACCUGGUGCUACCAAUUACUCGAAUUCUGCUACUCCAAGCACUGCUAGCUACUCGAAGUCUACACCUAGCAAUCCGAAUUACUCGAUUUCAUCAACGCCUGGUGCUACAAAUUACUCGAAUUCUGCUACUCCAAUCACUGGUAGCUACUCGAAGUCUACACCUAGCAAUCCGAAUUACUCGAUUUCAUCAACGCCUGGUGCUGCCAAUUACUCGAAUUCUGUAACUCCAAGCACAGCUAGUUACUCGAAGUCUACACCUAGCAAUCCGAAUUACUCGAUUUCAUCAACACCUGGUGCUACCAAUUACUCGAAUUCUGCUACUCCAAGCACUGCUAGUUACUCGAAGUGUACACCUAGUAAUCCGAAUUACUCGAUUUCAACGCCGGGUGCUGCUGCCAAUUACUCGAAUCCUGUUACUCCCAGCACUGCCAGUUACUCGAAAUCUACACCUAGCAAUCCGAAUUACUCGAUUUCGUCAAUGCCUGGUGCUGCCAAUUACUCGAACUCUGCUAAAUCUAGCAACACUCUCAAUUUCUCGAUGUCAACGUCUGGUGCUGCCCAUUACUCGAAUUCUGCUAAUCCUAGCACUGCCAGUUACUCGAAUUCUACACCCAGCAACCCAAAUUACUCGAUUUCACCUAUGCCGAGUUCUACGAGUUACUCGAAUUCUGCUAAACCUAGUAGUAAUCCAAAUUACUCGAUUUCACCUAUGCCGAGUUCUACGAGUUACUCGAAUUCAGCUAAACCUAGCACCCCCAGUUACUCGAUUACAACCAUGCCGAGCUCUACUAGUUACUCAAUAUCGUCCACACCUAGCGCCGUCAGCUAUUCUAUGAGUAGUGCAACAGUUUCAACAGCUGUUACCACGAGUUCUGCUGUACCUACAGCUGCACAUUUAUCCAAAUCUCCGUACCCAGCUGCUACCACACAUUCCUCAACUUACUCCUCUGCCAGUUCUCCUGCUACUUACCCAAUGCCUCGUGCAACGGUUGCCACAAGUGCUAGUAGCAGUCCGUUGCCAGUUUCGGCGCAUUCUGGUCAUUCGUCCACCAGUUACUCUGCGAGUCAGCAACAGUCGGUCUAUCCUCCACACUCUACAUCAUCCUCCUCGUCGUAUCCCACCGCCGCGAGGUACCAAACUCCUCCUCAGCAACAGCAGUACAAUCAGCAACAUGCAGCCAUGCAACAUCAGCAGCAGAUACAGCAGCAUUAUUUGUAUCAGCAGCAGCAGCAGAGGCAGCAGGAAAUGUCGAGUCAGCAUUACAGGAGUCAGCAGAUGGCUAAGGCGGGAGCGGGGAGACACUAUAUGACGUCACCACAACAGCAGAUGACACAGCAGCAUCAGGGCUACUAUUCAUCGCCGGGCAACCCAGUGCGCUCAUCACAACAACCGCAGCAACCGGCGACUCCCGUCACCACAACAGCCAACAACAGCAGCCAACAGCAAACAAUGACUAGUCACAGUCAGAGUCGAGUCACAGGACUCAUGAAACGCGAGUCGCCGCUUGACUUGUCUGUGAAAACCGUCCGACAGUCGGCCGACUCAUCAACAGCUAAAGACGAGUCGGAGAACUAUCACAACAUGUCUGGAUUCCAUCAUCACGAAAUGCUGCAGCACAGUAGGGCGUCAAAAACACCGCCCAAGGCGUCCACUGGACGCGUGCCGGGAGCCUAUGGUGGCUAUGGCAACCAGGAACAACAGGGAGAUACCACUGGGGCGCCCAAGGUUGACUUUCUGCCCAACUUUAGCGCCCCCCACCAGAACAACUACCAAGGUGGCAAUCCUGCCGCUGCAUACACUCCCGAACCGAAGAAACGGUCGCGGAAAAGUAGUAGUGUAACGCAACCGAUCACAACAGGCCAGUAUCCCUAUCAGAACGCCAUAACUGCUGCCAACCUCAAGAAAGCACUGCCGUCCAAUAUGUAUGACUACCACAAACAGCCAACCCCCUACUACCCGACUGCGGCCACUCAGAGCACAAAGACACCCGCCAACCGAAACGGAGCCAACAUGUAUGCGGGCUUGAGUGCUGAUGCCGCCUAUCUGUUGGAUGUAAAACAGUUCCAACAUCAGUCCAGGAUGGACUAUUUGAGUCAGUCCGGUCAACCAGCUUCUGACACCGGUUACAAGCGACCGUCAUCCACCGAUCUGAACAGCCCUAGACAAGCGAAGGUGCCCAAGUUUCAACCGGUCAGCGACCAGUGGAAGCAGAAGUUUGACGAGCAGAUCGACCAGAGGUUCAAAUCGUACGCUAGUUCUAAACUGAUGAGUGAACAACAGCAACAGCAGAUGAAUGGGGGGAAAGAUGGCAGCAGUAAUAGUAGUAGUAAUGGUUCGGUUCAACAGCAGAACUAUGCCAGCAUGUAUGCUCAACAGCAGGCCCGUUACCAAAGUAGUACCACCAGCAGUAGUCAAACCCAGAUUGUUGCUCCGGUAUCAUCUAGCCCCAGUGUUGUGGCUGCAAACCAUAUGAAGCAACACCCCAUGUACACGCAACCACAAGCACGUAGUGUGGUGUCCGAAGGUAGUGGGGGAAAUACGUAUCCUUUGUACUCAACAAAGGUGCAUGAUGGAGGCAGAGGGAAGAGUGGUGCCAACAAACAGGUGUUGAGCAUCCUGAGGAACAGCUUGGAGAUAAAGGAGGCCAGGAACCUGCAAAUGCAACAGCAACAGGAGCAACAACAUUACCAGCAGCAGGUUCUGCAGCAUAGGGGGAAAUCGUACCAUCCGUUGGAACCGAUGAUGCGACCGCCAGGGGCGGCAAUGCCUGGAGCGCCGCCUCCGCCUAGGGUGCCGCCCCCCACCGCCCGCCACAAUCUCCCUCCGUUCGGUGCGAUCGCCGUGGAGCGUAGCAGUACCGCCACGCCGCCUCCCUACCCGGGAUACAAGUUCCAUCUGCCAAAGGCUGUCGACUCGGUGCAGCUGGAUGCUGAUGAGGCGGCAAGGAUGCAGCGGUCAGCGGAGGCAGUUCCGCCCCCAGUCUCGGCUGCCCCCGGCGCUGAUAGUCCGACCGCCACCGAAAUGGACGGACUGGCUGCGUUCCUCGCCGCUCGCAUACGAACCAAGGCGGAAUUGAAGCAGGUUGGUCCUGGACUUGCGGGCGCAACAGCAGGAUCGAAUGGGUCGGUACACUCUCCACGUGCCACUCCUGGCAUUUUCUCACCUAUACCAGCUCCUGUUCGAACUCCUGAUAUCGCAAAGGGAGGUCCGAGUGAGGGUGACCUUGGCAGUGCAUCGUCAGUGAGUACAACGGCCACCGCCAGUCCACCCAAGCUCACUCGCGAGAGGGGUGCACAUCCCCUCAUAUCUCCCAGAAGACUGUUCAAGUCGGACGACGAAAGUAUGCCAGCCGCAAUGGGAAGCAGCAGUAGCAGUCAGUCGCAGACCGCAGUCGCUGGCGUGUCGAAGCAGCCGCUUGCGAUUCAGUCGCGCGACACACCCUUGCGAAGCUCCUCCGAGGCGUCUGUCUUUGAUUUCAGGGAGAGCGAUUCGGAGAGCGAAAUGCCGGUUCUGGAGCGACAGUCGCUGAAUGAGAUGCGCAGUGGAGGUGCGCACCGCACCAAACAGCGGCGACAGCGCGCCACCGAUAACGCAGCGGCCGGCGGUAAAACGUCGUCGGCUGCGGCUGCGGCAGCGGGACAGUCUACGUCGCAGAUUGUUGAGAUGCCUGAAGAAGCAGCCGAUUCGUUUUGGAGUGCGACGUGCGACGACUUCCUCACUCAGCUGCAGACCGGCAAAUCGCUGCUCAAACGCAGAGGGCGGCGGAAAAAGAAACGCAUCAAAUCGCCCCUCCCCUCUCACACCCCCUCAGCAACCAUCACUGCUCCUCCCCCUCCUCCUCCUCCGCCUCCGACGCCAACCAAGACUGAACUCCAACGAGAGGAGGAGAAGGAGGCACCGAGCAAACAGGAGGAGGAGAAGUUACCGAUCAGAAAGGAGGAGGAGAAGGUAGCGAUCAGAAAGGAGGAGGAGAAAGUGGUGAUCAAAAAGGAGGAGGAGAAGAUAGUGAUCAGAAAGGAGGAGGAGAAGAUAGUGAUCAGAAAGGAGGAGGAAAAAGUAGCGAUCAAAAAGGAGGAUGAGAAGGUGCCAGUAGUAGUUGUUAAGGUGGAGAAGGAGGUGAAAGAGGAGGAGGAGAAGAAAAAGCCAAAAAUCAUGGAGGUGGUAAAUAAGAAGAAGGAGGAGGUAAAACGGAGGAAAGAUUUUAUCUGUGAUAAGAUUCUAGAAGUCAAGGCUGUGAAAUUGGAGCUGGGUGAUUCGUCGGAUGAGGAUGUUCCGUUGUCGAGGAGGAAAAAAGUUGGGAAAACUGUUGUCAAAGAGGAGCCUCCUCCGGUGGAAAGUGAGGUGGAGGAGCAGGAGGAUGAGGAGGAACCUUGUAGUGAGGGAGAGGAGAGUACGAAAACAAGGAGGAGGCUGCGAGAGAGGAAGACACCUUUGAACCGGAGUGUGUCAGAGGAGAAGAAGAAGGGUAAAGAGGAGAAGCAGGCAAAGAAGCAGACGCGAUCUCUCUCGCCUCCGAAACGACACAAGGAGAAACCAAAGAAAUUCGGGGACGGGUGCAAGUUCACGCCGGGCUGGGAGGAGGAUCUGUUGAAGUACAAGAAGUCGCUACGUAUGCCGGCGCGACUAAUCACGAUAUCGCGACCUGCGAACUGGCCACGCGCCACCGCCUCACUGCCCGACUUGGACUCGCCGCGUGCGCCCGACUCUCCGCUCACCUGUGACUCGGACACGUUCACCCCCACCAAGAAGGAGCAAGUUGUAGUGAAAGACGACAAGUCGACACCCUCCAAAGACGAGAACUCGUUCCUGAAUCGGUUGGUGCAGCGCUACGGGGGCAAGGGCAAGAAGUCAAUUAGAAAAGCUGUGUUGGACGACAAGAAGCCGAAGAAGAUUGAGAAGUCGUCGGAUGGACCGGAAUUGUUGCCGACUCCGCGCCUUGACGAACUGGUGUCGAAGAAGGACGAACCGCUGACGGUUGUGACGCCCGCCAAGAAACCUCGUGGCCGGAAACCCAAGAAGGAGAAGGAGGUGAAGGAUAAGGAGGAGAUGGAGGUGCAGUGUGACAGCAACGAUAACAAUGCAGUGUACCUGGGCUACUUCCGCAAGAAGACAGUGGCUGAGUUCCGGGAGGCGUUUGAACGGCACAACGGUGCGUUUGUCGCUGAGAACGAUCUGCCACCGGUUGUGUACGAGUCGCGAACGCGCACGCAAACGCGAGUGCUAAAACAGCAGGCCACCAUACGCGAGGUGUUUGGUGACGACAGACCAGCCUCAGCGCCACCUGCCGGAUGUCGGGGAGACGGCGACGAGGAACAAGAGGUUGCUGACGUAGCAAAAAAGCCGGGCCGCCGGAAGGGUUUGCACCAAGGUGCAGGUGCAGUGAGCAAGCUGGUGCUGCGCAAACGGGGCAACAGUCAGUCGGGCAACCGGCCCGGUCUGCGCAGUGCUGCUCAGCUGCGUAGCAGCAAGGCAGUGCUCAACUCGAAGCGGCAACUGUUGCAUGGCGACAAGCAACGCAAACGCAACCUGCAUCUGUUGAAGGCGUUUGGUAAAAAGCAGGACCAAAACGAUGUCUCGGCAACGGGUAAAAAGCAACAGAAGUUUGAUACGGGUAAAAAGAAGGAACGCGAUUCGGAUCUGUUGGCAACGGGUAAAAAACAGAAACAGGUUGAUACAGACCAGGAAACGGGUAAAAAGAUCGAUGGUCAUAAUGAUACUGAGCAGUUAGGGAAAAAGAUACAGAAGUGUGAUACCGAUGAGGUGUUUGCAACGGGUAAAAAGCAGAAGCAACAGAAGUGUGAUGAGACAGGUAAAAAACAACAAAAGCUUGAUACAGAUGAGGUGUCUGUAACGGGUAAAAAGCAACAAAAGCUUGAUACAGAUGAGGUGUUUGCAACGGGUAAGAAGCAACAAAAGCGUGAUACAGAUGAGGUGUUAGCAACGGGUAAAAAGCAACAAAAGUCUGUUACAGAUCACACAAAAACGUCUGAAUUUGUGGCACCGGAUGACUCAAUCCUUCCCCCACCACCGCCUCUACCAGCAGCCAAUGAGGCGUCGACGUUAGGCGAAGUACAACCAAGCAAAAAGUUGAAGCUGAGACGGAAGUUGAAAUCGUCUGGGUUUGAUUACAUCAGGAAGAAGAAGAAACAGCAGCAGCGAAGGGGUGGCGAUGGAGGGGGUGGGGGUGGUGAAAUGGAGCCGCCCAAAGAGAAACGAAAGAGUGCAUUUUCGGUGUUGAAGUCGGGUUUGGAGUCUGAACAGGACAUUCAGAACGAGAUCAAAGGCUGGGUCAUCAACAAAGGUCUGGGAGAGACUGUCUUGCAUCGGGCUGCCAGGCUUGGAUACACGGACGUGGUGGCGUAUUGCCUUGAGAAGCUGGGAAAUAACCCGAGCCCCAGAGACAAUGCAGGCUACACACCUCUCUACGAGGCCUGCUCCAGGAACCAUAUUGAGAUUGCUCGACUCCUGUUACUCCACGGAGCCAACCCCAGCGAUAGUGCGCAGGGCGGCAUACGUUUGUUGCACGAGGCGUCAGAGAACGGGUUCUGUGAGGUGAUGCGUCUUCUGCUGUCGUACGGGGCAGACCCCCUGCUGGCCACCUAUGCGGGGCAUACGCCCCUGUCGCUGGCCUCCACCGAGUCUGCGCAUGCGCUGCUGUUGCAUCACCUUGCCGAUGUGCAGGGUAUGCCCGCGCCCCCCUGGCACUUCAACGGGCUCGCUUCCGUGUGCGACGUGGAAAAGUCAGGCAACGACCCAGUCGCGGACGCACCCGACCCUGAGGAGGUGACCGACAUUGAGGAGUUGGUGGUGGACUACUCUGAGGAGGCACCGCUUCCCAACCUCUACACCCUCAACGACGAGGAGCCCUCCGAUCGAUGGGUGCUCUUCCAGGAGAUCUGCGCGACACUGCGCGUGAAGACACGUGACGCGCUGCUCAGGCAACUGGGGCCGACGCACAAGAACGACUUUCGCGACCUCAAGUUGAGCGAAUUCUACGACCAGGCGCGUUGUUGCAUGCUGAUGGGCGCCGGCGAUCAGCUGAUCAAUCCGCGCGCGCACAAGGUUGUCCUUGUCAAGUACACCGAACAGCUGCGCGCGCUGCUCCACAUUCACACCGACUCGAUUCCGAUCAGCUGACACGGCCACAAGGUCAAGGUCGCGCAUUAGGUGAUGGAUUAGCGCCACAACUUGGUCAACAAGACUCGCAAAUAGGUCUAGGCAAGACCUAUAAGACACAGACCAUAACACUGACAUCUAGUUUAAACAAAAUUGCGAAUUCGGUUAAUACAUCUACAAGGCAUUGUGACUGCACAAAAAGCGAAAGAAGAUGAUUUUUUUAAACGUUCGUUAUAUAUUAUAUUUAAAGGCCGAUUGUUCCAAAAUAAGAAACAUUAUAAAAAUCAGAAUUUUCAUAUUCUACAAUAAUGGAAAAUGAAAUUGGAUAUUAAAAAAUGGUACGUGUUCCAGUUGUAAAUCAAACGGCAAAAGUCUUACCAACUUAAAUAUAAACAUUUUUAAUUUCCAAACAACGCCGUUCUUAAGAAAAAGUGGAUAAAAUCUAUUAGAUUGAAAAUUUAUUAAGUGUAAUGUUGUGUAUGUUCAACAAUAAAUGAAUCAAUACAAAAGCUACAUGAGUGAACAUUGUACACCAGGUCUAUAACUUCAGUUACUUACAAUUUAUUGAUCAUCACAAUAGAAUCCAUUCACUUGGAUUCUAAAUAAUUUAAAUAAUCACUAAAAUUAUAAUUAAUUAUAAUACUGACUGCGUUAAUAAUAAUCAAGAUGUAAAUACACAUUUUUUAAAGUGAACAUUCAACGAUUUGCUUAAAAAAUUAGUGAGAAAGUGAAACUAUCUUCCCGAAGUUUAAUCACGUUCAUUAUAAUCUUAAUUUCAAAUCAAAUCUAAUCGUUUAUUGCACAAAAAAUAUAUACAGAAUACAACAAAAAGGAAAUUGACAACUUUGUGCUACACGUCGGCAAAAGAAAACUUGUACGCCGACGUGGAGUCUUAAUAUAUCUUAUUCACUUGUACAUUAAUAUAUAUCUAUAUCGUUUUAUUUAUCAUUAGGUCAGUAUAAUAAUGCAGUAUACUACUCUUAAUUGGUCACAAACACAAACGAUUAUCAUAUAUGAUGAUGAUGAUUAACAUACUUUAUUUACUCAUAAGACAAAGUAAUGAAUAAUAGCAGACGUCUCAACUGGCAAACAUUUCGCCCAUUUGAGCGGCCAUUUUGUUCAAAUGUUAUGGUCUGUAUGUCUUGUAGGUCUUGGUCUAGGUCAGCUGACUACUAGGUCAAGGACACCGUACUGAUCAGCUGACUACUAAGUCAUGAACACGGAUUCGGUGAUCGGGAUAACAGAUACAAAUGAAGAUAAGGAUUCUGAACCAAUGAGCCGACAGGUGGCAACUCAUUUGGGUAGGAUCGCAGAUUGAAAAGGAUACUGUAUCUUAUAAAAUCAGAUACCAACUAGAAUGAGUGCUCGAAAUUUUACCAAGCAUCAAGUUAUUCUGCAAUGAUGUAACUUUAGUGUGUGCAAACCUUAGUUUUCAGCGUGGGGCUUUAUGGCCAAUGUUAUUUCAGCUGGUUUUAUGCUGAUUCUAGCAAAAAUCGAUCACUUUCUCGCUCUUUCUCUCACACGAUUAUUUCACAGGCUCUUUGGAUUCUGUAAAAUCUGGCAGCGCUGUACUCCAUAAGAGCAAUGCUGCAAACUAGGGGUUGCAUAUACUAUAGUAGAAGGUGUAGUCUCGAUUGAUCAGCUGAAAUAAGUCGAACAACUUGAGAAGUUGAUAUUUGGACAAAUAUCCGUGUUACCAAAUUUUGUGCGAGGUUUCAAUCUUUUCUUGCAAGCCCAUAUUAACUUACUAGAUAUACUCAAUAGAGUUGUCAAUUUCAUUAUAAUAUCAUGUCAGUAUGGGCUUGCCUAACUGAACUGAUUUGCUGACAAACUUAUGAGAAUUCGACUGAGUCACUGUCGAUGUUAUAGAACACGAUAUAUGUGGUUUUUAUUUCAAACUUAUGAGAGUUCAAUAGUGAUUAGCUGAUAGGUAUUUGUUGAAAUAACGAAAGCACUGAGUGUAAACCUUCCAUAUGGGAGAAGUGUUGUCCAUAGAUUGCUGGACUUGACGACACUCAAAAUAUAUUAGCCAAUCUUCUGUUAACCUUGUUCCCUUUUUCAAAUAAUGUAAUUAAUUGUAUUGUAAAUAUUAUAUAAAUGUCGUUGUAAAUAUUACCUGAAUGAUAUUGUAAUUAUUGUCGUAUUUUUCAUACCGUAUGAAUUUUGAAGAGAUCAAAGCGUUUAUAGAGAAAUUUAUAUUGUAUUAUUCGUCGUCUAAGUGUCAAUUAUGUAAGAAAAUUAUUGUGUAAUUUUUUCAUUCGUCAAAUGAGUGAAUCCUAGAUGUACUUAUUAGAUGUAAUGUGAAUUUUGGCAGAGUUGAUUCUUUGCUCUGUUUUUUAGUUUCCGAGUACUACGGUCUUUUGAAAAUGUUUUGGCCUACCAGUGUAGAUGAAGUUUGUAUUUGUAUUCUACUAUAUUAUCCAUUCAGUAUGAAAUGUUAUCGAAACAUAAAGUUCUCGGCUGUGGUAAGUGCAAACUGAUAGGUUCUAGAAUGCUUUAAUUUUCUACUUCUCUGUAUCUUUCUAGUAAUGUGUGUACCACAAUGAAUGUAUGUAUAUAUUUGAAUGAAUUUUGCAACGUUGUGUGUGUAUGUUCGAUGUUCGAUGUUCAUUUCACACUGUUUGUGUGAUUCAUAAUAAUGUGUGUGCUAAAUAUUACUAGGGAAAAUAAUCUAUUAGUGGGUUCUCCUUAACUGUUGGUAACUGAACGAAGCAAUCUUCGUAGAAGCCUAAAAUUACAUGUCAACUCUCACAAAAAAUGUAAAUUUCACAUUCCAAAUCUACUGUACCUGGUGGCUUCUAAAUCACUCUUUUCUUCACAAUUAUAAUCUAUUUUGAGAAAAGUAAAGUCUGUGAAAGUCUUAUGAAUUCUGACUAGGAGUGUUAGUUUAUGGAUUUUUUUCAUAACUGACCUUCUUCAUGUUGUAUUGAACCUAACACCUCAUUGCUUCAUCUCUGAAAUAUGUUUAUAGCUUUUAAUAAAUUGAACUAUGUCUGAAUCAUUGACAAUAAAAUUUAAUUGUACAGAUACAAUAGAAGGGUGGAGGCAUCAAAUACAUGCAUAUCAAAUACAUUUUCUUGAUUGUAUCUGGUAAUUGAUGUGUAGGUAAAUAUAAUUUAGUGGAUUUCUUUGAUCAAAUCUAAAAUUCAAUGUUGAUUUAUAGUCAAUAUAAAACUUCUUGGAUUGGGGUCGAAUGAUGUUUUGCUUGUGUAAUCUUCUAUAGUUUGUAGCUAACAAUAUUAUUAAUCUAUUGUUGGAGGAUUUUCAAUCUUGAAUAUCCAAAAAAUUAAGCUGUUACUUGACUGAUUUUCAUUUAAGUCUCUAUCCAAAAAUCAAUGGUUUUUCAAAUAAUUCUUUUGAAUGAGAUUGUUAAUUCUUUAAAAAUUGUUUAAAAUCUGAAUUCCCAACUGCUAUUAAAAAGAUUGAGAUUUUUAAGAUUGAAAUCCACUAAUAAUCAUCAUGGACUUGCCUUUUAUAAUAAUGUAAGUUAAGUUUUGUACACAAUUUGGUGCUCUAAUUUCCUAUUUUGAAUAAAUUUGCUGAAUAUUCUUUUGCAAUUACUUACAACUGUAUGUACAUUAUUGGGACGCACAAACAUUGAUGUAGUACAUUAAUGCAAUAGUUCAUUUGAGACGUUGGAAAUAUAUUUUAUAUUAUUAUAAUAUAUAUUACUCCGUGUUCCUCAACUGAGGAAUUGUGCAAUAUGGUUGACUUUAUGCCACUUAUUUGUUUGCUGUAAUUGAUAUUUGUUUUCUUUGUCUUGAUAAAUCUGUUGAAUCCUUCUGUUACACACUAGUUCUCCAAAAAUAUUAUUGAUUGAUGUUUUUCAGAUUAGCCAAUGUGUUUUUCAUAGUAAUAAAGUCAUUAUGAUAUUCAAUGCAACCAAUUCGCAAAAUUUAUUUUAUCUUUAUAGAAUCUAAUAAUAAAUAAAUAUAAAAUAAUUAUAGAAACUUUGGAUUGAAUCACAGUGUGACAAAUGGUAAGUCACAGUGUGAACCUUUUAAACAAGACAAUUAUUUAUGUUUCAGGAUUUCAGUUUAGGGAUUUCUUUAGAGGAAUUUACUGUUCAGAAAAUGUAAAUGUUUGUAAAUUUUAUUUGAUGUCAACUAUUGAUCAUUUGCGAUUUAGUUAGUGCCUGUUAUAUUUGAAAUUUUUCCGAUUUAUUUUAACAACUGAUUAAAAUUUUUCUCAAAAAAUGAACAAUAUUGAUAUCGAACAAAUCAAUUGAAUUUGAGGAUCAAUGGUUUGUUCUUUGUCACAAUCCUGUUGAAUACUUGCAAUUUUUGUUUUCUGUAGAUAAUUUAUACAUUACAAAUUCUUAUCGCUGAUCUUGAAUAGUUUAUGAUAGUGAUUCAAUCCAAUAGUAGAAAAGCUCUCUAAAAUCUCUUCUCAUUUAUAGGCCUAUCUAUGUAAAUUUCAUUCAAAUACUACUUCAGAUGUUGUUGUUUGGCUCUCAAUGUGACCUUGGUGUUUCGAUUU
Nilaparvata lugens (brown planthopper) is the source of this 13555-nucleotide messenger RNA. RefSeq names its product mucin-19. The coding region runs from base 875 to 9097 and encodes 2740 amino acids. The record is from RefSeq and is a predicted model, not a curated record. Gene Ontology annotation, biological process: negative regulation of transcription by RNA polymerase II. Gene Ontology annotation, molecular function: protein binding; transcription corepressor activity. Gene Ontology annotation, cellular component: nucleus. The transcript is spliced from 20 exons. Lineage: Eukaryota; Metazoa; Arthropoda; Insecta; Hemiptera; Delphacidae.